AUGCGCGUCUCUAUCCUUACCGCUGCCCUUGUGGCUGCUCCCGUUCUUGCCUACCCCGGCAUGAAGAACACUCUCUCCGAGAUACAGUCCCGACAAAGCAAAUCCAACAACGGUGGCGGUCCGCCCUCAUCUGGAGGCGGCGCUCCCCCGGCUCCGGGAGGUGGUACUCCCCCGUCUGGCAAAGGCGGCCCGCCCCAAUACGGAGGUAGUCCUCCUCCAUCUGGAGGCGGCGGCGCUCCUCCGGCCUCAGGAGGCGGUGUCCCUUCCAUCCCCGUUCCGAUAAGCGUCUCCACUCCGGGUUCUUCUUUACCCAAGGGUGGCGCAUGCCCGCCAAAGGACACCCCUGAAUGUGCCGCCGAUACCUGCUGUAUCUGGAAGUACAUUGCCGACGACCUUCAAACUACGUUCAAGGGUGAGUCUGGACGAUGCACCGACUUCGCCCGCGCCGCCAUCCGCCUCGGCUUCCACGAUGCUGGCGGCUGGUCAAAGGCCACCGGACUCCUGGGUGGAGCUGACGGCUCCAUCAUCCUUGCUCCGGAGGAGAUCAAGCGCGAUGAGAACAGGGGCCUAGAGGAGAUUGUCGAGCAGACCAAGGUCUGGUUCAACAAGUACAAGCAAUACGGCAUCAGCAUGGCCGACUUGAUCCAGUUCUCCGCCAACACGGCCACCGUUGUCUGCCCCAUGGGACCUCGUGUCCGCACCUUUGUCGGCCGCAAGGAUUCUUCUGUCCCCGCGCCCCACGACCUUCUUCCCUCGGUCACCGGCUCCGCCGACUACCUAAUUGAGCUUUUCGGCAACAAGACCAUCAGCUCGUACGGUCUCAUCUCGCUGAUUGGCGCCCACACCACCAGCCAGCAGCGCUACGUUGACACAGAGCGUGCCGGUGACCCGCAAGACAGCACACCCGGUGUCUGGGACGUCAAGUUCUACUCUGAGACGCUCGGCAAUGCUCCCGCUCGCGUCUUCAAGUUCGCUAGCGACGUCGUCCUCUCCAAGGAUUCCCGCACCAGCGCCCAGUUCCAGGCUUUCGCCGGUCCUGGUGGGCAGGCUGCCUGGAACGAUGGUUACGCCCGCGAGUACAUCCGUCUUUCUCUCCUCGGCGUCAACAACAUCAACGACUUGACAGAGUGCACCAAGGCACUGCCCCUCCGCUGGGCUGGCAACAACUUCAGAGCUCCUGACCAGGGCAACGUUGACCAAUGGGUCGCCACCAAGGGCAAGGUUCCCCAGAUCCCCGACGAGCUGAGAGGUGGUAAGCCCAUCGGGCCUCCUCCCCCGCCCGCCGGCCCUGAUGCGUCCAAGGGCAACACUCCUGGCGCACCGUCCAAGGCCAACACCCCUGCUGUGCCAACUUACAAUACUCCCACUGUGCCUACGAAGGACGACAAGCCGAAGGACAAAAACAACACUCCCUCAGCACCGCCUAAGGGUAACACUCCCUCCGUACCUACUUACAACACCCCCUCUGUGCCUGCGAAGGACGACAAGUCGAAGGACAACAAUAACAACAACAACAACACUCCCUCAGCGCCGCCCAAGGGUAGCACCCCCUCCGUGCCUACUUACAACACCCCCUCUGUGCCUGCGAAGGACGACAAGCCGAAGGACAACGCUCCUGCCGCACCUCCCAAGGGCAACACUCCCUCCGUGCCGACCUAUAACACCCCCUCUGUGCCUGCGAAGGACGACAAGCCCAAGGAUAACACUCCUGCCGCACUGCCAAAGGGCAACAACAACUCUCCUUCGGCGCCGUCCAAGGGCAACUCCCCCGCUGUGCCGAACGGCAACACUCCCUCGAACGGUGGUUCGAAGGGGAGUUCUAACGGCGGCUACGGUUACUGA
Messenger RNA from Colletotrichum spaethianum, 1842 nucleotides. RefSeq names its product ligninase LG5. NCBI's taxonomy places the organism in Eukaryota, Fungi, Ascomycota, Sordariomycetes, Glomerellales, Glomerellaceae. The transcript is spliced from 3 exons. Bases 1 to 1842 code for a protein of 613 amino acids. Gene Ontology annotation, molecular function: heme binding; peroxidase activity. Gene Ontology annotation, biological process: response to reactive oxygen species; cellular response to oxidative stress; hydrogen peroxide catabolic process. The record is from RefSeq and is a predicted model, not a curated record.